This is a messenger RNA of Trichobilharzia regenti, 222 nucleotides long. NCBI's taxonomy places the organism in Eukaryota, Metazoa, Platyhelminthes, Trematoda, Strigeidida, Schistosomatidae. The record is from the annotation of a GenBank genome assembly.
AUGAAGGCGAAAGAAAAUCCUGUGAAAUAUCAGAUAAAUAAUGUGGAGGAGUAUUGGUACAUUGCAUUAAUUUCUCUUGGUCAUUGGGCAUCAUUUCCAUUAGAUAUAGAAGAUGAUUCCCUAGUGAAAUUCGACUUCAAUGUAUCAAUGUCUAAGCUUGAUAUGCAUAUAAUUGCUAAAUCCUACUAUAAAAUGAUAAAUCUAGCCAAAGUGAAAGUUUAA